UUUCACAUGUAAGCAAAAAAAAAACCUAUUACAGAAAAAGUAAGCAUGUAAGAAAUUCUUGGAACACAUAAAAAGGGGGGGGGGUAAUAAAAGUAGUUUAUGGACUGAUGGGAAAAUUCAAAGGCGCAUAGAAGGGAAGAAUGUGAGAGAAAAGUGGAAGCUUUGACCGCCAUUGAUUCUCUACACUCACGUCAUCUCCUCAUCUCAUUUCCCAACUCUCUCUCUCUCUCUCUGAUGCGUGUUCUUGUCUUUCCUUAUACAUUCAUUGGCUCAGAUCAGUCACAGAGCCAACAGGUAGAAGAAUAAAGAGCAAAGAAGGUCCAGUGGGGUUUGCUUACAUUGACAAAGUGCCAAGUCCACGCUUUAACUUUUCUUUGCAAAUAGACAUGGCAGAAGUUGAUAAUCAACUAGAGAUCAAGUUUAGGUUAACUGAUGGUUCUGAUAUCGGCCCUAAAGCAUUUCCUGAUGCUACAACUGUUGCCGCCUUGAAGGAAACUGUUAUUUCUCAAUGGCCUAGAGAAAAGGAAAAUGGGCCGAAGACAGUGAAAGAGGUGAAGUUGAUAAGCGCAGGGAAAGUUUUGGACAACAACAAGACUGUUAAAGACUACCGAAACCCUGUCUCUAAUCUCGUUGGCGCUGUCACCACAAUGCACGUUAUCAUCCAACCUCUGCUUACUGAAAAAGAAAAGAAGCCUAAAGGUGAUGAUCCUAUGAUGAACAAAUGUGUCUGCACGGUCAUGUAAGAGAAACGCAAGUAAUCUCGAGAGAGACAGAUUACAGGUCUGGUUCCCUCACGUGGUUUGGUAUAGAUUGUUUACUGAUACAUAAUCAUAAGUGUUGAACCUCUUUUCUUCUUCUUUUUCAUAAAUCAAAUCCUUUUUGCUAGCUUGUUGCAAGAAUCACAGAUAGAGUGAAUCAUAGAUGUAGUAGUGAUUCAGAACUUGUUGAAAACACAAAGAGACUCUGCUUUACCUCUGUUUUCAGAACCUUUUUUGUCUCAUCUAAGAAUUCCAGAAUAGAGUUUA
Messenger RNA from Brassica oleracea var. oleracea, 1025 nucleotides. RefSeq names its product membrane-anchored ubiquitin-fold protein 1. The record is from RefSeq and is a predicted model, not a curated record. The coding region runs from base 387 to 743 and encodes 118 amino acids. NCBI's taxonomy places the organism in Eukaryota, Viridiplantae, Streptophyta, Magnoliopsida, Brassicales, Brassicaceae. The transcript is spliced from 4 exons. Gene Ontology annotation, molecular function: protein binding.